Messenger RNA from Tupaia belangeri chinensis (Chinese tree shrew), 1026 nucleotides. RefSeq names its product haloacid dehalogenase like hydrolase domain containing 5 (gene HDHD5). NCBI's taxonomy places the organism in Eukaryota, Metazoa, Chordata, Mammalia, Scandentia, Tupaiidae. Gene Ontology annotation, cellular component: mitochondrion. Gene Ontology annotation, biological process: glycerophospholipid biosynthetic process. The record is from RefSeq and is a predicted model, not a curated record.
AGAGGAGCUACGCCUCGGGCCCGGGGGAGGGCCCGCCCACCUUUGGAUUCCUGUUGGACAUCGAUGGCGUGCUGGUGCGGGGCCACCGAGUGAUCCCAGCUGCUCUGGAAGCGUUCCGCAGGCUGGCCAACUCCCAGGGGCAGCUGCGGGUGCCUGUGGUGUUUGUCACCAAUGCAGGGAACAUCUUACAGCACAGCAAAGCCCAGGAGCUGUCAGCCCAGCUGGGGUGCAAGGUGGAGCCCGACCAGGUCAUUCUCUCUCACAGCCCCAUGAAGUGGUUCUCACAGUUCCAUGAGAAGCGGAUGCUGGUGUCUGGGCAGGGGCCGCUGGUGGAAAAUGCCCGAGCCCUGGGCUUCCGGAACGUGAUCACUGUGGACGAGCUACGGACGGCCUUCCCUGUGCUGGACAUGGUGGACCUUGAGCGGCGGCCCAAGACCACGCCCCUUCUGAGGAAUGACUUCCCAGCCAUUGAAGGGGUGCUCCUCCUCGGGGAGCCAGUCCGCUGGGAGACAAGCCUGCAGUUGAUCCUGGACGUCCUCCUCAGCAAUGGGAACCCUGGGACUGGCCUGGCCACAGCGCCCUACCCCCAUCUCCCCGUCCUGGCCAGCAACAUGGACCUCCUCUGGAUGGCUGAGGCCAAGAUGCCCAGGUUUGGCCACGGCACGUUUCUGCUGUGCUUGGAGACCAUCUACCGGAAGGUGACGGGCAGAGAGCUGAGGUACGAGGGCCUGAUGGGCAAGCCCAGCCUGCUCACCUACCAGUACGCCGAGGCCCUGAUCCGGCAGCAGGCCGAGCGCCGCGGCUGGGCCGCCCCCAUCCGGAAGCUCUACGCCGUGGGGGAUAACCCCAUGUCCGACGUCUACGGGGCCAACCUGUUCCACCAGUACCUGCAGACAGCGCAGCCCGGCGCGGAGCCGCCCCUGGCCACCCGCAGCUGCGCCUCCAUCCUGGUGUGCACUGGCGUGUACAGCCCCGGCCAGCAUGGGGCCGCUGGGCCUCCCUUCCACGGCCACCGGGACUUCAGCC